GGCGCUUCCCCACGUCCACAUCCUCCUGUACAAAAAAAAAUCUCCCCAUUCCAUUUCCGACUUCUCCAUCCCUCCCGCUCUCUGUCUUCUUCCACUUCUUCCUUUCUUUACUCCUACUGCUGCGCACGUUCUUGCUCCUUCGGUAUCAGCACUGCCAGGAUCUCAGGGAGGCCGUCCCCGUCUAGGUUCUUGUUUCUUCAGGAUCCGAGGGAUUCAGGGGAGGAACAGCGCGGGGGUGUGGGAGAAGGGAAGGAGCCAUGGACACUAGCUCGUUCCUGACGUCGCUCUUGACGUCGUUCCUGAUAUUCGUGGUGCUGGUGCUCCUCUUCCUCUACCUGUCCCAGAGACCGGGGAACGAGGUCGUCUACUUCCCGAACAGGAUCCUCAAGGGCCUCGAGCCCAGGGAGGGGGCCAGGGGGCCCUUCGCUUGGGUGAGAGGGGCCUUCGGGGCGUCGGAGCAGGAGCUCGUCGACCUCGCCGGCGUCGACGCUGCCGUCUACAUCGUCUUCCUCGGCUCAGUAUUGGCAAUACUGGUGUUCUCUGGCCUGAUUUUGUUGCCGAUGCUUCUCUCGGUGAACGCAACAGAUAACUACAUAGAGUCAAGCCAAAGCAGCCAGACAAACUUCACUAGUUUUGACAAGCUCUCCAUGUCAAAUAUUGCGCAACGUAGCAACAGGAUGUGGGCACAUCUACUGGCAGUUUAUUGGGUUUCUCUUGUUACUUUUUACAUAUUGUGGAAGGCUUACAAACAUGUCUCUGAGUUGAGGACUACAGCACUGACUGCUGCCGAAACGAAGCCUGAACGUUUUGCGGUGCUUGUUAGAGAUAUCCCUCCUCUUCCUCCAGGUCAAACUCGCAAGGAGCAAGUCGAUUCCUAUUUCAGGCAGCUACAUCCUGAUUCAUUCUACAGAUCCUUAGUGGUCACUGACAACAAAGAGGCUAACAAAAUAUGGCAAGAGCUGGAGAAUUACAAAAAAAAGCUCGCUCAUGCAGAAGCUGUAUUUGUGGAAAAUGAAAAAGUCAGACCAAAGCAUAGGACUGGAUUUCUUGGACUCAUCGGCCAGAAAGUCGACACAAUUGAGUUCUGCAACCAGCAAAUCAAAGAACUGACUCCGAAGCUGGAGGCUGAACAAAAGACAACAUUAAAGGAAAAACAACUUGCAUCUGCUAUUGUGUUUUUUAACAGCUGGCCGGCAGCAGUAUCUGCUUCCCAGACCAUCCAUAGUCAGCCGCUUGACAAAUGGAGUGUGAUGGCAGCUCCUGAGCCUCGUGAGUUAUUAUGGGAGAAUCUGUCUAUCCCAUUUUUCGUCAGGCUUGUCAGACAGUAUGCGAUCUAUGUCGUUGUAUUCUUUACCAUUUUCUUUUACAUGAUACCAAUAACUUUCAUCUCCGCAUUUACAACUCUCGCAAAUCUGAGGAAGUACCUGCCCUUUUUGAAACCAAUUGUUGAUCAGGCAGAGAUUAAGACAGUUCUGGAAGCCUACCUGCCUCAGAUUGCCUUGUUGGUUUUCCUGGCAAUAUUGCCAAUGAUCUUGCUGGCUCUGUCGAAGUUAGAAGGGAUCCCUUCAUUAAGUCAUGCAAUUAGAGCAACGUCUGGCAAGUACUUCUAUUUCACGGUGCUCAAUGUCUUUAUUGGGGUUACACUGGCUUCUGGCUUGUUCAAGUCAUUUAAGCAGUUCGUCAAACAUGCUAACACAAUUGUUCCCACGCUUGGGAAAUCUCUGCCUGGAAGCACUAAUUUCUUCAUAACAUAUGUUGCCUUGAAGUUCUUUGUAGGUUAUGGGCUUGAGCUCUCUCGCUUGGUGCCAUUGAUCCUCUACCAUCUUAAAAGGAGGUUUCUUUGCAAAACAGAUGCAGAACUGAAGGAGGCUUGGGCUCCUGGGGAUUUUAAUUAUGCAACCAAAGUUCCAAAUGACAUGCUGAUAACUACAGUUGUGAUGUGUUAUUCAGUAAUUGCGCCAGUAAUAAUCCCUUUUGGCGUUCUGUAUUUUGCAAUUGGAUGGGUCGUGCUCAGGAAUCAGGCCUUGAAAGUUUAUGUGCCUUCCUAUGAAAGCUAUGGGCGCAUGUGGCCACACAUUCAUACUCGAAUCCUAGCAUCCCUUGUUCUCUUUCAGAUCACCAUGAUUGGCUAUUUGGGAGUAAAGUAUUUUUACAGCACUGCAUUGCUCAUACCCCUUCCAAUUUUGAGUGUGAUCUUUGGGUACAUUUGCUCCAAACGUUUCUACCAGUCCUUUGCCUUUGUUCCACUGGAAAUUGCCAGCCAGCAGCCCAAACAAAGUCCCAAUCUGGAGGCAGCAUUCGAGGCCUAUGUCCCGCCAUGCUUGAGUACAGAGAAGUUCGAAGAUAUAGAGCAGUAUGAAGAUGCUCGCUCAGAGGUAUCAAGGACUGCAUCAGCAGUAUAUGCGACCGCCUAGUUGCAAUAUUAUUUCCUGUAAAUAUGUGUCAUAGAAGCUUCUGCCUUGCUUGUCGCGUGCUUUUUUUUUUUUUAAUUAUUUGUGCUUCUUUUAGGAAGAAAACCACGUUGCAUUUGUUGUGAAUCUUUUUAUUUUUACUAGCAUUUCUUUGUAUGUUCACCUCUCUGUCGGGAAAAUGUCCCUCUGUCCCAAAAUGUACGUUUCUUCUGUUGCUUUGGUCUGGCUUUCAUUUGUCAAUUGGUUCUGUUACUAUUUUCUUGACACAAGUGUGUACUUUUCUUAACGUUAUUCAUUCUAGUCAUUCUAGUGUGCAAGGUAUUAUAUUA
Molecule: messenger RNA, 2740 nt
Organism: Nymphaea colorata (pocket water lily)
Lineage: Eukaryota; Viridiplantae; Streptophyta; Magnoliopsida; Nymphaeales; Nymphaeaceae
Product: CSC1-like protein ERD4
Exons: 6
Coding region: 258-2414 (718 amino acids)
Cellular component (GO): plasma membrane
Molecular function (GO): calcium-activated cation channel activity
Source: RefSeq, a predicted model, not a curated record